Octopus sinensis (East Asian common octopus) is the source of this 573-nucleotide messenger RNA. RefSeq lists its product as uncharacterized. The record is from RefSeq and is a predicted model, not a curated record. Lineage: Eukaryota; Metazoa; Mollusca; Cephalopoda; Octopoda; Octopodidae. The transcript has a single exon. Bases 1 to 573 code for a protein of 190 amino acids.
AUGCAAGACAGAAUUGCACAUUAUGAAAGAAAUGAAAUCUUGGAAAUUCUCAAGAAACAAAAGUUUUCAUUAUUGAUAGAUGAGAGUACGGCCAUCUCAGUGACACAAAUCUUAGCAAUAGUUGUUCGCUUCUUUGAUGAACAAUUACAUAGUGUCAAGGAUGCUCUUCUGGAUGCAAUAGUAGUAGAAAAUGGUUCUUAUCAGGGUUUGUACGAUGCUGUCAAGUCUACGCUUACAAAAGAAAAUGUAUCUAUGAGCAACAUACUUGGAUUUGCCAGCGAUAAUUCCUCAACAAUGAUGGGUAACAAGAGCGGGUUUCAUAAGUUAUUGGGAAAUGAUAUUCCGAUUGUAUUUACAAUAGGCUGUGUUUGCCAUUCGUUUGCACUUUGUUCAAGUCAUGCAGUGAAGGUGUUACUUUUGUAUCUCGAUUCCUUUUUAAAGGACUUAACUUCUUGCUUCUCUCGAAGUACCAAACGUCAAAAUGACUUCAAUAUGAUACAAAGUGUUGUUGGCACAAAAGAAAACAAGAUUCCAAAGCUUUCGCAAAUAGAUGGUUGGUGCCUAAAAAUGUAA